Messenger RNA from Cheilinus undulatus (humphead wrasse), 3526 nucleotides. Its product is annotated as zinc finger protein OZF-like. The coding region runs from base 99 to 1622 and encodes 507 amino acids. The record is from RefSeq and is a predicted model, not a curated record. Gene Ontology annotation, molecular function: DNA-binding transcription factor activity; RNA polymerase II cis-regulatory region sequence-specific DNA binding. Gene Ontology annotation, biological process: regulation of transcription by RNA polymerase II. The transcript is spliced from 2 exons. NCBI's taxonomy places the organism in Eukaryota, Metazoa, Chordata, Actinopteri, Labriformes, Labridae.
UAGCGUGUUUGGAUGAUGCAGCGUCCUGUUGGAGACGGGGAAUCCUAGAAAAGGGUUCAGAGUUUCCUUUUCCUCUUCAUUCUUUUGGAUGUUUGAAAAUGUCUGGGCUUCAGGGUCGUUCAGUAUUUCCUGUGAAGGUUCAUAAGCUUUCUAUGAGUAAAGAAGAAGUUUCCCCUGAGUGGCAGGAGAGGAGAUCAAGUCUGAACCAGGAGAUUACUGAGCCUCCACACAUUAAAGAGGAACCAGAGGAGCAGUUUCAAGAGCCAGAGAAUGCUGAUAUAAUCAAGUUCAUUUUUGAACCUGUCUCUGUGAAGACUGAAGAAGAUGAGGAAAAACCUCAGUCCUUACAGCUUGAGAAACAACAAACUGAACAGAUGGAAAGAGAAGCUGAUGGAGAUGACUCUGGGGGACCAAAAGCAGCCAGGUGCUUUGAUCCAGAGAGAGAUUUACAACCAGAGAUUGAGGUCAAGACUGAAGACUCAUCUGAGGCUGAGACUGAUGACAGCGCUGAUUGGAGGGAGACAACAGAAGACCAGUCAGGUUUUACCUCAGUGGAAAACAUCCAAAAACAGAUUCAAACAGGAGAGAAACCCUUCAGCUGUUUUGAGUGUGGGCAAACAUUUUUCACAUAUGGAAAGUUGACCAGUCACAUCAGAGCUCACUUAAGAGUGGAACCAUUUGGCCCCUCUGAGUGUGGUAAAAGAUUAGAUGGGGAAAGUCAAACGACCAAACAAAUGUUAGCGAAUGCUAAACAGAAAUCAUUUAAAUGCCCAGAGUGUGGUAAAAGAUAUGCCCUUAAAAAGUCUCUGGUCAGACACAGGAAAACUCAUACACGGGAGAGACCCUUGGGCUCUCCUGAGAGUAGUGAGACAUUCCUCCUUCAACGAGAUCUGGCAAAAAAUGUGAGAACGCAAACAGGGGAGAAACCCUUCAGCUGCACUAAAUGUGAAAAAAGUUAUAACACAAGACCUUCUCUAUCUAGACAUAUGUUAGUUCACACUACAAGGAAACUGUUUAGAUGCUCCGAGUGUGAUAAAGGAUUUAGUCUUGAAAGUUAUCUGGCCAAACACAAGAGGUCUCACACAGGAGAGAAACCCUUUGAGUGCUCAGAAUGUGGUAAACGAUUUUCCUUUAAAAGUAAUCUGACAAGACAUGCAAGAAUUCACACAGGGGAGAAACCCUUCAGCUGCACUGAGUGUGGAAAACGUCUUAAAACAAGAUGUAGUCUGUCCAACCAUAUGUUAGUUCACACUAAACAGAAGCUGUUUGGAUGCUUCGAGUGUGGUAAAAAAUUUGCCUUUAAACAUUCUCUGAAAAUACAUAAGAGAAUUCACACAGGAGAGAAACCCUUCAGCUGCUCAGAGUGUGGUAAAAGAUUUACUCAGUCAAGUUCUCUGACCUAUCAUAUGUUAGGUCACACAGGACAGAAACCCUUCAGCUGCCCAGAGUGUGGUAAAAGAUUUAAUCAACAAAGUUCUCUGUCCAGUCAUCUGUUAGUUCACACUGGACAGAAACCCUUCGGCUGCUCAGAGUGUGGGAAAAGAUUUAGACUUAAAGGUACUCUUGCCAGACACAAGAGAACUCAUAAAGGCAGAGCAACCUUUAAUAGUAAUGCAAAUUAGUAACUAUAGUGAUCUUGGAAUUAAUUCAUAAAUAAACAAAGCAUUUUUGGUCUGUUGAGAGUUUUGAAAAUAAAUGUUGAGUGCUGUGUUUACUGUUAAGGUUUGCCCCCUUUUUUUCUAAAUAAGAUAUGUAUGUUGAAUUGACCAUUUAUUUCUCUUUUAAGUCAUUUGUAUAAGGUGAUUCAGUAUUUAAUCGAUAGUUAACACAAUGUAUAGGAAGAAUCAGGCUUAUUCCCUAACUGUUUUUAAGAAGAAAUUUGUCAACAAACUCAUUCACACAGUUCUGAGGAAGAUUCUUACCCACACCAAAGUUUUUUUUUCUUAAUCAACAGACACAAUAACUUGUAAAUUUAAAUUCUGUUUCACAGCGCUUUUGUUAAUUAAGCUAUAUCAUCUUAUCAAAAUGCACAUAUGGAUGACUUUAACAGAAAUAGUUGCCACCUGCCUCCACUCUCAUUUAACUCAAAAUUCCCUCUAUGGACAGUUCCAGGCUGGUUUCCGCCCUCGCCAUACUACAGAAACCGCUCUCCUAAUAAUCACCAAUGACCUCCUCAUGGCAGUUGAUUCCUGUUUGCUCACUAUUCUCAUCCUUCUUGAUCUGAGUGCGGCCUUUGAUUCGAUUUCUCACACCAUCCUCCUCAGUAGAUACCUUCCACUGGCAUCACUUCCACCCCCGUAGACUGGUUUCACUCCUACUUCUCCAGGUGCACCCAGUUCAUCCGACUCAGAUUAUUCGGAUCCCAGCCCUCCCCUGUCACUUCAGAUGUGCUCCAGGGCUCUUUCCUGAAGAGACCCCAUCUCUGCAUCACCUACCUCCUUCCCCUUGGCAAUAUUUUCUGCAAAUUUAAUAUCUAUUUCCACUGCUUUGCAGAUGACGCCCAGCCCUACCUAUCUAGCAAACCAAAAUUCCACACUCCCAACUCCCUCGAUCACCAACUGCUUAUCUGAAAUAAAAUCCUUGUUUACCUCAAAUUACCUAAAAAUAAAUAGGGAAAAUGGAAAUCCUCCUUAUCAGCACAAAAACCACAUUAUCCAAAGACGACAGCCCUUCCCUCACAAUCGACAGCCCCUCAGUUUCCCCGUUCUCUCAGGUUAAGAGUCUGGGUGUCAUCCUCAACAGCUCACUAUCAUUUCAAUCUCACAUCAGUAAUAUUACCUGGUCUGCAUUAUUUGCCUCUGCCCCUCCCUUACCCCCCAUACCACUUCUAUUCUUGUCCACAGCCUUGUUACCUCCCACACUGAUUUCUGUAAUUCUCUCCUCUUUGGUCUCUCUCACAAAACUGUCCAUAAGCUCCAACUGAAUCAUAUUUCAGCCACUCGCAUUAUCACCAAAACUCCCUCGUUUCACCACAUCAUCCCCGUCCUACAGCAACUCCACUGGCUCCCAGUUACUUCAGAAUAGAAUUAUGUAUCCUGUAAUCCUGUAUGCAUUCAAGGCCAUCAACAAUCCUUCACCUCCUCCCGCACCUUCAGAUCCUUCUCCUUCAUCCCCCUCAGUAUGCCUUUCACCCACCGCGGUACCAUGGGGAGCGCAACUUUGGAACUUGCUUCCACCAGGCAUCUGAAACAUUUACUCUCCUCUCUUCAAAUCACUCAAAACACUCACUCACCUGUUGAGAAUAGCAUACUCACUAUAAUUACAUUGUUCUGUUUUAUAUGGUGUGAAGCUUUUAUCUGUUGUUUUAUUGUAUUUGUUUUUAUCUCUGUAAAGUGUCCUUGAGUGCUGAGAAAGGCACUUAUACAUCAAAAGUAUUAAUACUUUUAAUUUACUCCUGCAAUGUCCAAUUAUGACUGUAACAUGUAAAAUUGCAUAUAAACUCAACCCAGUAGUCAGAUUGCUUUGAAUUAACUUAUACUUUAGAAGUCUUGUCUUCACACAGCUGUAUUAAAAUGUGUUUAAAAGA